GACCAUUGUCAACAUGUUCAACAAGUUUUUAAUAGACUUAAAGAAGCAGGAUUAAAAAUUAAGCCAAGCAAACAUACCUUUGCUGUCAACGAAGUUAGCUACUUAGGACAUAUUGUAGGUAGUAAUAGAAUCAAACCUGACUAG
Molecule: messenger RNA, 144 nt
Organism: Funneliformis geosporum
Lineage: Eukaryota; Fungi; Glomeromycota; Glomeromycetes; Glomerales; Glomeraceae
Source: the annotation of a GenBank genome assembly